GCGGCAGCUUCCACAAUGUCUUGCGAAGAAUUCCUCCUCUAAACGAAGUUGGCAGCAGACGGCAGGUGGGCCGGCUAGGGUAAGCGCUCCCGGGGCGCCUGCCCUCCCUCGCCCCCACCCCCGCCGCUUGCUCGGUCCAGUAGAGGCAGCGGCGUGGCGCGUCCGUCAGCUUCGGAGUUGGAGGGCGGCGCCCAGGACCCUGGUGGGAGAGUGUGGGCGUCGCGCUGCGAGGAGGGGCGGGAGGCGGCUGUGGGAGGCGCCGGCCGAAGAGCCCCACUCGCAGAGCUCCAGCCUCAGGAGCGAGGGGAGCGCGGCGCCCGCGCAGGCAGAGCGCCCCCGGGGGCGGCCACCGGGCGUCUGCACCCCGUCAUGGCGCGCCCCCCGAGCCCGUGCUCGCCGCCGCCCGUGCUCUUGCUGCUGCUGCUGCUGCUGCUGCCGCUGCCGGUGCCCCUCGGAGCCGGGGAUCCCCUCCCCACAGAGGGUCGGCUAAUGAUCAACUGUAUCCAGGCCAGGAGGAAGUGCCAGGCCAAUCCCACUUGCAAUGCUACCUACCACCACCUGAAUUCCUGCAUCUCUAGUAUAAACACCGCAUCACCCGCAGAGGAGCCUUUCGUCCCUGUAGACUGUGUGGAGGUAGCACAGCACCUCAGGAAUAGCUCUCUGAUGAGCUGCACAUGCCACCGGCGCAUGAAGAACCAAGCUGCCUGCCUGGACAUCUACUGGACCGUUCACCCUGCCCGCAGCAUUGGUGACUAUGAGUUGGAUGUCUCCCCCUAUGAAGACACAGUGACCAGAAAACCCUGGAAAAUGAAUCUCAGCAAACUGAACAUGCUCAAACCAGACUCGGACCUCUGCCUCAAGUUCGCCAUGCUGUGCACUCUUAAUGACAAGUGUGACCGGCUGCGGAAGGCCUAUGGGGAGGCAUGCUCGGGGUCCCGCUGCCAGCGCCACACCUGCCUCGGGCAGCUCCGCUCCUUCUUCGAGAAGGCGUCGGAGGCCCACGCACAAGGCUUGCUGCUGUGCCCGUGCGCGCCCACCGAUCAGGGCUGUGGGCAGCGCCGAAGAAACACCAUCGCCCCCAACUGCGCGCUGCCGUCAGGGGCCCCCAACUGCCUGGAGCUGCGGCGCCUCUGCCUCUCCGACCCACUGUGCAGAUCACGCCUGGCAGAUUUUCAGACCCACUGCCAUCCCAUGGACAUCCUAGGGACCUGUGCAACAGAGCAAUCCAGAUGUCUGCGAGCAUACACAGGGCUGAUUGGGACUUCCAUGACUCCCAACUUUGUCAGCAAUGUCAACGCCACUGUUGCCUUAAGCUGCACCUGCCGAGGCAGUGGCAACCUGCAGGAGGAGUGUGAGCGGCUAGAAGAGUCCUUCUCUCACAACCCCUGCCUCAUGGAGGCCAUUGCAGCUAAGAUGCGUUUUCACAGCCAGCUCUUCUCCCAGGACUGGGCAGACUCUACCUUUUCUGUGAUGCAACACCAGAAUAAAAACCUUGCUAUGAGGCCACAGCCCUGGGCGCCCUCUCUUCUUUCCUGCCCACUUACCUUGAUUCUGCUCCCAAGCCUCUGGUAGCUGGACUUCCCCAGAGGCCCUCUUCCUCUCUUCCCCAUCCAGCCUGACCUGCAUACUACAAGGGGUAAGGAAAGGAGAGCAUCAGGAAGGAGGCACAGUAAACAACGUGGCAACCCUGACACCAUCCCGUACAUCCAGUUGACUCCAGAUGAGGCCACAGUAGAAGCUGACUGGCUGAGUUCUCAUUCCCCCCGCUUCUGACUCAGGCUGCCCCUCCUUAGGACUUGGUGGCCCCGGUUUAUUCAUAUCUUCUGGUGGUGACCAGCUCUACCGAGCUUUCUCCUGAUCCCUUCCUCCUGCCCACCAGGAUCACCCAUGCUCUAAGAAAUCAGUCAUUCUCUAUUGCAUUCUCCAGGUAGCUAGGGCUGGGUUUUCUGAGGCAGCCUAGAAAGACAUUCCCCAUUGUAAGGAAGUCUGGAGCAAGACUCCUGCCCGCCUUGUCUCCUUCUAUGAUUGGGGGAUGGGAACCUGCUGCCUGCCCUGCCCUGGGAUCCUGCAGAGCAUUUGAGCAUCAAGAGCUGGAGCAUUUGGGCCUUGCUUUCUUCUUGCUACUGUCCCAAAGUACCCCUCAGCCUCUUGGAUCAUGAUUAAACAUUUUGACUUAAAACUA
Equus caballus (horse) is the source of this 2182-nucleotide messenger RNA. RefSeq names its product GDNF family receptor alpha 3 (gene GFRA3). Gene Ontology annotation, cellular component: signaling receptor complex; external side of plasma membrane. The record is from RefSeq and is a predicted model, not a curated record. Gene Ontology annotation, molecular function: signaling receptor activity. Lineage: Eukaryota; Metazoa; Chordata; Mammalia; Perissodactyla; Equidae. Gene Ontology annotation, biological process: nervous system development.